ACUAAGAUGGUGGCUGAUCUGUUAGUAGUCAGUUUUAAACCUGUUGUCUUCUUGCUUCUAUUGUCAACAUGCCUAAAUACGCCGUUUAGAUAUGGAAUUAGUUCGACAUUGUGUCCAUAGGUUGCAAUUCUAGCAACUUCACUCACGUGUAAAUAGUCGCGAAACAAUAUUUUAUGGAUCUAAAAAGCUUUCAGUCGUGCGCAGUGGUUAUUCGGAGUAUCCUGUCGCGUGCGCAGCGGUCCGUCUGAUUAAACGCGAGAGCUGUACGGUAGGAAUCUCCGGGUUUGAUCCGAGCAUGAAGGCAUACCUCAACACCCAGGGCUUGGUCUUCAAACUCCAGCCCAAAAUAACAAGAGUCGGGAGGCAUCAGGACAACGACCUCUGUUUACGGAAUGCUGGGGUGGAGGAGAGCCACGCCCUGAUUGAGUGGCAGGGGGCGGAGCAUUGCUACGUCCUCACCGACCUUGACUCCUCCCACGGCACGUAUGUGAACGGCUGCCGCAUCCACAACGCCAGCGUCCGCCUGUCGCCCGGCAACCAGCUGCACUUCGGCUACGGAGGCUCCGCCUAUGAGCUGAUAGUGGACAGCAGCACCCCGCUCCCCCUGCUGGGCAGGGAUCAGAGCGCUGCGCCUCCUGUCUGGGUUUGGGGAGGAGCCCCUAUCAACCCCCACCCUCCCACACGGAGCCCCGCCCCUCGCACUCGCCCUGCCAGCGCAGGAGCCAAACAACCAGGACAGAGCCACGCCCUAACCCCGCCCCCUCACAGACUGGGCCGGAGCCACGCCCAAACCACUCUCUCUCACAGACCAGGACAGAGCCACGGCCUAACCCCACCCUCUCACAGACCAGGAAGUUGGCCUGGCAACACAGGAAGUAGAAGCUCUGCCAGAUCUCCAGUGGCGUCUCAGAGCCUGCAGUCCCUACAGCACCUCCUGCAGGAGAAGGAGGAGCGUGUGUUGCGUCUGGGAGAUGACGUUUGCCGACUGAGUGUAUUUGAGAGUGAGUGUGUGAGGAAAGAUCAUCUCAUCUCCUCGCUGCGUGACGAGGUGUCUGCGCUCACACAUCAACUCACACACUCCCAGGCCCAGGUGGACGUCACACACACUCUCAACAGCCUGCAGACAGAGAUCAGCCUCAAGACCCAGCAGAUACAGGACCUCAAGGAUCAGCUGUGUGAGCUGCAGUUGUCUGGUGAGCAGGUUAAGCAGGUGGUGACGGACAGAGACAUGAGGAUCUCCAGCCUCAGAGCUCAGCUGGACAGACUGAAGAGUGACAACACUAAGAACUCAGGCCUGGUGUCUAGUCUACAGGGUGAUCUCUUGUCCAGAGACAGACACACACUCAAGCUGACUGCCGAGAUAGACGGACUGCGACAGGACAUCAGGCACAAGGACGCCCAGCUGCAGAACCUCUCCAACAAGUUCUCCAGGAAGCAGCAGACAGACAGUCUGGCCCAUGAGGAGGACGUCAACACACUAAAGAAGAGUGUGGAGUCGUUGGACGCGUCUCUUAGAGACACAAAGAGAGACUUGAGGCUCAUCAGCUCCGACAGAGACUCACUCAGGGAGAGACUUCAGGACAAGACUCAGGACUUGUCAUCCCUGAAGGUUGAACUGGACAGGCAGAGACAGCAGUUGGUUGAAACACAGAAUCAGCAGCAAAACACACACAACCAGCUGCAGGUACUCCGCAAGCAGAUCCUCCAGGCCACUACGACAGCCACCAACCCCUCACACACACCGUCAGACCAGGAGGUGCUGGAGGCUGUGAGAGCGUUGGCUGGCCAGGAGGGGGCACUGCAGAGCAGAGUGCAGGAGCUCCAGCAGCAGCACAUAGACAAAGAAGAAGAGAUGGAGGAACUGAAGAACUCAGGGGAGGAGGAGAGGAGAAAGAGAGAGAGACACUGA
This is a messenger RNA of Clupea harengus (Atlantic herring), 1909 nucleotides long. RefSeq names its product forkhead-associated (FHA) phosphopeptide binding domain 1 (gene fhad1). The record is from RefSeq and is a predicted model, not a curated record. Gene Ontology annotation, molecular function: protein binding. The transcript has 13 exons. The coding region runs from base 296 to 1909 and encodes 537 amino acids. Lineage: Eukaryota; Metazoa; Chordata; Actinopteri; Clupeiformes; Clupeidae.